This is a messenger RNA of Raphanus sativus (radish), 1797 nucleotides long. RefSeq lists its product as uncharacterized. Lineage: Eukaryota; Viridiplantae; Streptophyta; Magnoliopsida; Brassicales; Brassicaceae. The record is from RefSeq and is a predicted model, not a curated record. The transcript has 7 exons. The coding region runs from base 66 to 1637 and encodes 523 amino acids.
CUCAUUAAGAGUUUGCGAGUUCGACACGGAAAGUGAGACACUUGACUCACGGCGUUAAUCAAACAAUGGCGGUUUCGUCUUCUGCUCCGGCCAUCAUCUUCGCCGUUACCGUACUGAUGCUUCUCACUGUUUCGUCUGUGAAAUUACCAUUUCACCCUCGGGAUCUUCUCCCGCUCUUGCCCAGACAACUCUCCUGGCCGCUUCUCAACUCUCUCAGCUCCGCCGUGGACCUCCUCCCCACUUACAUCGGCGCGGCUUCUAUUAAAAACGACGCCGUUGAGUGGAAAGGUGCUUGCUUUUAUGAGAAUAAGGCUUGGUUGGAGCUCAAUAACAAGUCCGGCUCCGAGUUCGGCGGCGGAACACUUCACAUUAAGGUGGACAAGGCACAUAGUUGGACUUGCAUGGAUAUAUAUGUCUUUGUGACACCAUACCGUGUGACAUGGGAUUGGUACUUCAUUUCAAGAGAGCACACCAUGGAGUUCAAUGAGUGGGAAGGAAAAGCUGAGUAUGAAUAUGUUAAGCAGAAAGGAGUUUCGAUAUUCCUCAUGGAAGCAGGGAUGGUGGGAACUCUGAGAGCGCUGUGGGAUGUCUUCCCUCUCUUUACCAAUACCGGUUGGGGGGAGAAUUCUAAUAUAGCGUUUCUUGAGAAGCAUAUGGGUGCUAAUUUCUAUGCUCGCCCUCAGCCUUGGGUUACUAACAUCACUACCGAUGAAAUCCACUCUGGAGACUUGCUAGCUAUCUCAAAGAUCCGUGGGCGGUGGGGUGGUUUUGAGACCCUUGAGAAGUGGGUAAGCGGAGCUUAUGCUGGCCACACUGCUGUCUGUUUGAGGGAUUCUGAUGGGAAACUCUGGGUUGGUGAAUCCGGGAAUGAAAAUGAGAAGGGAGAAGAUGUGAUAGCGGUAUUGCCAUGGGAAGAGUGGUGGGAGUUCGAACAAACCAAGGAUGACGCAAAUCCUCAUAUUGCAUUGCUACCGCUGCAUCCUGAUUAUCGAGCCAGGUUUAAUGUUACAGCUGCAUGGGAAUAUGCUCGCAGCAUGGAUGGUAAACCGUAUGGCUAUCACAACUUGAUUUUUAGCUGGAUCGAUACCAUCAGCGGGAACUACCCACCUCCUCUGGAUGCUCAUCUUGUUGCUUCUGUCAUGACAGUUUGGAGCAAAAUCCAGCCUGAUUAUGCUGCUAAUAUGUGGAAUGAAGCUCUGAACAAGCGACUCGGGACUGAGGGUCUUGAUCUUCCUGAUGUACUCGUGGAGGUCGAAAAGCGUGGAUCCUCUUUUGACGAGCUGCUAGCAGUUCCUGAACGAGAUGAUUGGAUAUAUAGCGAUGGGAAAUCAACUUCUUGUAUUGCUUUCAUCCUCGAAAUGUAUAAAGAAGGUGGCUUGUUUGAUCCAAUCUCUAGUUCCAUCCAAGUCACUGAAUUCACGAUCAAAGAUGCUUACAUGCUCAAGUUUUUCGAGAACAAUGCAAGCCGUUUGCCCAGAUGGUGCAACGACAACGACGAUGUAAAGCUACCGUACUGUCAAAUACUUGGGAAAUACAGAAUGGAGCUUCCCGGUUACAACACUAUGGAGCCAUACCCGCAUAUGAACGAGCACUGCCCGUCUCUGCCUCCUAAGUACCACAGACCAAAGAACUGCUAGAACCAACAUAUAAACUGUUUUGUCUGUUUGUUAGGUAUGACUUUCGUCUAGUGAUCCACGAAUCACGUGAAGGUCUCUUCAGAUACAUUAGAAAUCACUUGGAUUCAAAGUAAAUAAGAUUAUGUAUACAUUUGUGUAUAAAAUAGUUCAGACGUUUAUC